AUGCCUGCCAUGGACGCCCAAUCGCCCACGGAAUUCCGCGAGGACGAGGACUGGACCAAGCUCACCGAUCGAAGCUCUCGCCGCCGCAUCCAGAACCGACUGUCGCAGCGGAAACGACGGCGGAAUGCAAAACUGGCCAGCGAAGCCCUCCGCCAGCAGCAGGAACAGCAGCAGCAGCAACAACAGGAGCAGCCGCAGCAACAGCCAGAGGAAGAACCCCAGCCAGCACAGGGAUCUCCUCAGGAGAUGGCCAUGAACCAGCCAUUGCCGCACCUCCAAGCAGAAUUGCCUCAAGGGCAACAUCCCCCCGACACUCCGCUGGGCUCCGCGCCGCCAACCGUGUCCGACGCGUCCAGCCAGUAUAUCCCGGCCAGCUGUCCCGAGCAGGCCAUGUCGAGUACGGCCGAAUACUGCCUGGGGUCGUCGUAUCCCGGCAUGCACGAUCUGCCCGACGUGGGCGAGCUGUCCGACACGGCCGACUCGAUAUUCACCGGCGUGCCCGACAUGCCGUUCCGCUCAUCGUCUGCCCCGGAAUGGGAUGUCCUCGCAGACGGAUGUCGACCGGGCUUUCCCUCGAAGGACAUGGCCAUCAUGUCGUUGGAAGACGUGCCUCCGUCGCCCGCCUACGGAACGAGCCCGCACAUGUCGUCGACGGCCUGGCGCCAUGUCGUCAAGUCGCGACCGUACGACCCGUCCAUGAUGCCGCUCGGGGUCCAGAGUCGGCUGCCGAACCGUCGAAGCUUUCAGGGCGCCCCUGAGAGUGCCACGCUCACCAGCUAUCCCAUGCAGGCCAUGCGCGACAGCUCGACCGAUAGCACCAUGAGCUGGGACGCCUCCAUCGCCGCCGCCAGCAUCCACAGCGCCGACUCGGGCGACGACCAACGGUCGCUGGCCUCGGGCAAGGUCUUUGACCUGUCUCCGGAUCCGGCCCGGAGCCCGCCACGAUCGGCGUCCAUCCCAUCAUCAUCCAACAGCUCCCUGGGGAGCCAGAAGAAGGCUGCGGCGCCGAUGCGGAGGGAGCAGACCUCUAGCAUACAGCGGAAGCGGACGCACCGGGCGUCGUCGUUGGGGGCAUCGUCGAGUGAGGGGAGUGAGGUCAAACCGACGGGGACCACCAACGGGCACACAUCGCUGCACCUGGCGGUGCUAUCGGGGCAUCUAGCGAUCGUGAGACUGCUGCUCGAAUCCGGGCUGGACGCGGAUUCGAAGAACGAGGAAGAGCAGACGGCGAUGCACCUGGCGACGCUCGAGGGCAACCGGGCGAUGGUGCACCUGCUGCUGGAGCAAGGCGCGAGCCCGAACAUCGGCGACAAGCAGGGCCAGACGCCGCUGCAUCUGGCGGCGAGCAAUGGGCAGGUCCGCCUCGUGGAGCUGCUGCUCGAGUACGGCUCCGAGGCGGAUGCGCGCGACAAUGCCGGCUACACGUGUCUGCACAAGGCUGUCAUGGGCGGCCACGAGGAGGUUGUGCGGCUGAUGUUGACCCGGGGGGUUGACGCGAAAGCGAGAGUGAUGUUAUAG
Rasamsonia emersonii CBS 393.64 is the source of this 1518-nucleotide messenger RNA. RefSeq names its product Ankyrin repeat domain protein. The transcript is spliced from 2 exons. NCBI's taxonomy places the organism in Eukaryota, Fungi, Ascomycota, Eurotiomycetes, Eurotiales, Trichocomaceae. Gene Ontology annotation, molecular function: protein binding. The coding region runs from base 1 to 1518 and encodes 505 amino acids. The record is from RefSeq and is a predicted model, not a curated record.